CCGAAGCUAUCAGUCGCCACCGCCAACUCAGCGGCUCGGACUCACGGACGCGGCUAGCUAGCAGUUCGCUGCCCGAAAGCUGCCGCCGCCGGGCGCCGCAGCCCUCACGCCUGCUGCCCACCGUCCGGUUCAUCCAUGAGCUCAGAUUUCCCACAUUACAACUUCAGGAUGCCUAAUAUUGGAUUCCAGAAUCUGCCUCUCAACAUAUAUAUUGUGGUUUUUGGCACUGCUGUAUUUGUCUUCAUCCUUAGUUUGCUCUUCUGUUGCUACUUGAUUAGGCUAAGACAUCAAGCACACAAAGAAUUUUAUGCCUACAAACAGGUUAUAUUAAAAGAAAAAGUAAAAGAACUGAAUUUACAUGAGCUCUGUGCUGUGUGUCUAGAAGACUUCAAGCCUCGAGACGAACUGGGGAUCUGUCCAUGUAAGCAUGCCUUCCACAGAAAGUGCCUUGUUAAGUGGCUGGAAGUCCGGAAAGUGUGUCCCCUGUGCAAUAUGCCGGUGCUGCAGCUGGCCCAGUUGCACAGUAAACAGGACCGUGGUCCCCCUCAAGAGCCCCUCCCUGGGGCAGAGAACAUUGUAUAGCUUGCUGCGAGAAUCAGACUUGCUGGAUGCAUCAGUGUGGAGCCAGGAGGAAUACAGCAAACUUUGUUUGGGCUGCUCUCUGCCUGGGGCACCCACUGUCACUUUCUUUGCCUCAUGAAGAACUCCUGAGCCAGGCAAGCUGAGACCCUAGGCGUCUGGAUCUUGUGACAACCAAAGCCCUCUAACAACACCCUAGGCCAAGAGGAGUGGAUGAGCCUGUAGGCUUGCUUCCAGAAAUUUCCUAAGCAUCUCUUGCUGUCUCCCAGGCACCUCUACAUCAACCAGAAGGGAAGAUAACACGGGUGUUAGAGAAAGGAUCUGAGGCUGGGACUUUAAUGCCACACUCACCUGUGGACCUAUAAGCUGCUGUGUAGACCUCACCUGCCUCUGUUGCCACAAACCCUCUUGGCAUUCUGAGUCGUGAAACCAGCUGUUCUAUCAGCUGAAGCACAACUGGCUGCCAGUUCCUUUACUAAGACCUUCUUGGAACCUGAAGACUAAUGGAACAGCAGCAACACCACUCGCCACACACACAUACACACACACACACACACACCAGUUCACACUUGCUGUCAAAUCUUCCAAGUUGAAGCCAUUAGAACACUUGGAAAGGCCUGGUCAGGAGCCAUCCCUCUUCUGUUUUCCCUCCUAGUCAUCAGUAAGACCCAGCAGGAGCUUGACCCUGAACCUCCAUGGUCUUGUGUAAGGUAUAGCUGCUGGCCUCAGCCCACUAGGCCCCUCAGAUGGCUCCAAAGAGGAGCUACUUUCUCAGCAAGGCCGUCCUUACCCACCUGGAUGACCAGGACGCUGACACUUUGUUUCUCUCUUCUCCUUUCCCUCCCCUCCUCUCUUCUCCUUUUCAACUUAAGAAAAACUGUCUUACUGUAUUUUUAAGUAUUUAUCCCAAAUAAGCUCCCUGUAACUCCGAAUCGUGAAGCCAGUGAGCCACUUGGAGUUGUAAAUAGUUUGAGGAAGCUCCUGCAUGGCUGGCCUUCUGUUGGUGUGUACCUCAGUUAUUUGGACUUGAUAUCCCUAACUGAAGGUGUUUUUAUAUCAGAAAUGCAUGCUGCUCUUUGGCUUUUUCCUGUCCAACUUUUCUAGAGAUGAUUGCCUCCAAUGGGAUUUGUGGACCCUGUAAAUUAGCCAUGUAAAGCACAGAACAUUCUUUAUACACAGCUUGCUCUUCCCUCCCUCGUCACAACAGUGCCACUGUAAUGCCUCAUCAGUCGCUCUGCCCUGCUGUCCCACAGUUGUAAGGAGGAAGUUUUUGCAGGAAGUACAGUCUGGCAUGGAGAGGAUUGGGGGAGGGGGGCUUUGCUACUCUGUUCUUGGCAUCCACCCAAUCUUAGAAUUAGAGGGGACCUGCCUCUGGUAGCUGAGGUCAGAUGGGCAAGAAAAUUCUUAUUUGUCUAACAUUAAAGUGCUAAGGAAGCCAAAUGUGGUAGACACACCUGUGUAGUCCCAGCUGAGGCAGGCAGGGCCACAAAUUUGAGACCAGCCUUGGCUUCAUAGUGAGAUCCUCUUGCAAAAGGGGACUGGGGGCGUGGGGGUUCUUGGCAGAGUCCAUUUGGAAAAUUACAAUCUAGUCGGUAAGAAUUGGCUGUCCCCAGUGUAUGCUCUAUUUAUGGCAGGCCAGCUGGAUUCCUAUACAGAGCAAGGGAGAGUGAACCAUUUUCUGAGAGCCUUAGCCUGAUUGGCCCCAAAAAUUCAUGCCUAUGUUUCUCUUGCUCUUCUGUUAGGUUUGUAGCACCAGAGUCAAAUGCCCACUCACUCACUUUACAGUAAAAUGUUUUCAGUGACCAAUGCCAGAAGUAGGCUUCUUCUGGCCUAUUUUGUUAUAGGCUAGCAUCCAUCAUUUCAUAUUGCAUAACUGGAUAUAAGGAAAAGCUAUUACCACUCACAGCUUUUGUAGAACCCUGAUCUUUUGCCGCAGCCUUUUCUAUCCCUGUCCUUCCUACUAAAAAGCCAACCUCACCAAAGCUCUGUGGAAAGGUAAAAUUGCUCAUCAGACCUCCAGACAGACUGAGGUGGUUGGUGUGCAGCCUGAAUAGUCAGACACUUUUAAAGUACUGGGGGUCCAUUCAUUCUGCUGGACCUGAAUGAGGUCCCCUUUCUGCACAGUCACUGUUAAUGUGGUUGCUGCCUAAAAGGCAUUCUUUGGGCUGGAAGCUGCAAAUGUGCAAAGUUUGCUUCUUGGCUUGGUGAUCACCUCCUGCUGCAGCAGCCCAGCCAUACCUCUCCCAGCCAUUCUGACCCAACAUUUAUGCCUGAUGUCUCUAGGUCUCCCACCAGUGUUUUCUUGUAUAUUUGAAGUUGGCUGAGCCAUACUAUGCUCAGACCCAAACUUGCAAUGAGGCCAUCAUUUUCUAAGUGUCUGGUAACCUCUGUGUGUGUGUGUGUGUGUUUACUCUUGGACUAUCUGAACUCAAGCAUCUGAAAUGUCUAGAGGAUUGGGUGAAAGUCAACUGAAUUCAGCUGGCAUUAGAAAUGGAACAAAUCAGAUUCCUACUUGAGUCACUACAACAUAGAAGACAUUAACAUGUUUUACUUUACCAUGUGCAAUUUUGUUUGGCCUAUCCCUGACCAAUAUGGUUCUUAUAGCAUGUGCUUACCUAACCAGGAAGUGGGACAAAACAGCCAGGUAGGGACAGGUGGCCGCUGGGUGAGAUCUAUACUGAGGAAUACAGAAGACUCCCACCAUUGCCAGAUACUGUUCUUGACUGGCUCUGUUGCAAAGCUUGCUGACUUUGAACAGCCACUCUAUGCUGUGCUGAACACGUACAACACAACUUGAGAGUCCAUAGAGGUUCCAGGGAGAUCUAUGUAGAAGUGCUUGCACGAGUUUGAAUUAAUUGUUCACUCACUGCUCACUUGCUUUGUGCUUUUCUUCAGAUCAGCCUCCCAGAACCUCCUUUCCUUAGCCACCACCCAGGAAUUGUAGCAUGGUUCCUAGAAGACAUGCCAGUCCAGUUUGGUGGGCAUAGGCAUGGGGACCACCAGGAGCUGUUGAUAGUACAUACCUUCCUGGUGACAAACUCAAGAACUUCCUGAACUGUGAGGCUUCCCCUGGCUUUACCACAGUCAAUCUUUUUGCAACAGGUUCCUGGGUUGUCCUGAAACUAUAGACCAGGCUGACCUCAAAGUCAGAGAUCAGUUUUUCCUCUGCAUCUGCUGCAGUUAAAAGCAUACCUGGCCUCCACACUGAAUCUUGACUUGGUUGCUCAGUCUUCCUUUAGUCUUUGAAUAGGUAAUGCUUCACAAAAUUCAAACACCACAGUAGCUGUCUUCCUUACAAAAGUGUCCCAUGAGCACUCAAUUCAUUGUUCCUCUUGUCUCCUUUCAGGGGAGGGGUGUUUGUGGUGUGUACUCGUUGAGAGACUUUAUACAGAAAGCCAUCUCAGAAGUGAAGGUAGCUACAUGAAAAGUGAGCCAGAAGUGGAGGCUGCUUUUACAUUCACAUUCCUUUUGUGCAGGUUCUUUUACAGAUCUGUCCCUUACCCCUAAUAAAACGAGCACAGCUGAUUUCCCUACCCUCUCCAGAAUGACAGUCUUCCCCCUAGCACUAAACAGUCUCUUCAGGUGCCUGAACCAGUUGCCUUUCCAAGCUGCAAUGGUCACUUAGUUGAUGUCAGUGUUUUGGGGGGAGGAAAGCAUGGCUCAUCAACAUAGAGGUCUCCUAAGUCCCCAGGGUUAACAGUCAUUACACCUAAGUGUCUGCAAAUGAGACACUAUAGAAGCAAAUAUUUCCUACAGAAUUCUCCCCUCACCCAACUUUCUCAUAAACAGAAAUCACUUUUUUUCUAAGCUCAUUUUUGACCUCUCAAUUUAAAAACUAAAGCAGCCUCCUCCAGGCAACCCCAAAAGAAAGCAGUAUGUGCCUUGCUCCUCAGCAUCCACCACCCAAAGUUUGCCCCACCUACCUGCUUCCCUGCAGCCUAAGUGUGCCUGUGCUCACCCCAGAUGAACCUUGAAAAGUGAGACCCAUCCUUCUGGUACUUGAUACCUCUAGCCUGGUUAAUCGAUUAUGAGCACUGGCUGCUCUUCCAGAGGACCCAGGUUCAGAUUCCAGCAUCCACAUGGUGGCUCAUAGCUUCAGUCUGUAACUUCAGUUCCCGGAGACGACUUCUGGCAUUUGAGGGCACCAGGUACACACAUAUACAUGCAAGCAAACACUCAAUACACAUAAAAAUGAAUCUUUAAAAAAAAUGGAAGCAUCACAGUAUCUAAAUCUUAGAGAUGAGGACCUGAAAUGCCAGGUAAAAGCUUUUAAAUAAGAUUUAACACAAUUUGGGUACGCUAAUUGAGCUGAACACUUGUCAGCCUGUUUUCACAUUCAGCUUUAGAACCCAAAUUGCUGCAAGAUGCUUUUAUUCUAGUUAGACCAAGCAAGUAUCCACUUUCUUAGUUCCUUUGUUCAUAGGGUCAGGGAGAACACACCCCUGCUGUUUCAAAGACAUGAUGUAGCUAAGAACAUGGCCCUAUCAGUGUUAAGGGACUUGUAUGGAUCGGAAACCUCAGCACCACCCAUUCCAUUCCAGUAUGGCUGAUGUGGAGAAGCAGGGCAUCUUCCUGGUGAUGGCCUGGAAAUGGUGCCUCUGAGUCUCUUGACAAGUCAUGGCCAGGAGAGUGGGGGAGUGGCACUUUAGUCUUGUAGUUUAGCCUUUUGGGGCUUAUUUACUAGAUAUAACUCCCUUAAAAAAAAAGGUUUAUGAAAUGCUGAACCCCAGGUUUCAUAGACUGUUUGUACACUAAGAAUUCUGCAGCAGAAUAUUUUUAAACAUUGGUUUUUGUAAGCUAUAUUUUUGUAUAUUUAAUUGCUAUUUUAAAACUUUAAUGCAUUUUUUGCUAAUCACUUGUUUAAAAAUUAAACAUGCAUGUAAUUGACCCAAACACAUGUAAAUAAAGGGCAGAUUUUGAAAUA
Messenger RNA from Mesocricetus auratus (golden hamster), 5503 nucleotides. RefSeq names its product ring finger protein 24 (gene Rnf24). Gene Ontology annotation, molecular function: zinc ion binding; ubiquitin protein ligase activity. NCBI's taxonomy places the organism in Eukaryota, Metazoa, Chordata, Mammalia, Rodentia, Cricetidae. The transcript has 6 exons. The record is from RefSeq and is a predicted model, not a curated record. The coding region runs from base 136 to 582 and encodes 148 amino acids. Gene Ontology annotation, cellular component: endomembrane system.